Symbiodinium sp. CCMP2592 is the source of this 2658-nucleotide messenger RNA. Lineage: Eukaryota; Dinophyceae; Suessiales; Symbiodiniaceae. The record is from the annotation of a GenBank genome assembly.
AUGGCUGAUGAAAGCCUUGAGGCCAUCCAGCAGCUGAGGGCCUCCAUUGAAGAACAAGGCCGUGAAAUCCAACGACUUCUUGAAAGACAUUCGCAGCUAGAGCAGCAGCUCCAUGGCUUGGAAAGUCGUGGCCAGGACCAGGCUUUGCAUGAGCCCAAGGCUCACGAAUCCGAUCUUCCUGGACGAGCUAGCAAUGGUCCACGACUUUCUCUAGAAUCCGUGAAGUCUGCCACCCCUGCGAAAGCAUCGGCACUUCCACCAGUCGCCGAGCCACUCUCCAAGAGGCUGGCGAAAGCCAUGCCGCAGCUCAGGGAGAGUCAGCAGUCAGCGCCGCUGACGGCACAACCGAAGGAGGGCAGAGACGUGUGCAUGGAUGCGAUCGACCUUCUCGACGACUUGCCUGAAGAGGCGAUCGAUGAGGAUCGGCAGGAGAAUGAGGACGACGACAUCGAGGUGCAGAUGGAUGUUGAGAAUUCUCGCGUCAGUCCACCUACCAGUACCAGCUUCACAGCAACCUUUCGCUCCUGGGACUCCCUCGCCGCUUUGCUACAAUCGGCAGGCUUUUGUACGACGAUGGCGACCGCCUUCACCUGCUUGGAACUGUCGCGGGCUGUGAAGGAUGCAGCUUUCGCCUUCCGUCAGUGGUUUCCCUCGCGGGUCCUCGUGAUGGGUGGCGUUUCCAGCAAUCCUGCCAACAGCUUGUCGUCAACCGAGGUCUUUGACCCAAGGCACGGCUCCUGGGAAGCCGGGCCGUCGUUGCUGGAACCUCGAGGGCAUGCUGCCGUCGUGUGCAGUGCUGGCGUGGUGUAUGUCAUUGGUGGUAAGGAUGGACACCGAGCCCUUGCUUCGGUGGAGGAGUACUGUGCAGAAACGCAUGUGUGGAGAAGUGCGCCGGCCCUGGCUACUCCUCGCUGGGGUGCGGCGGCACGGCAGCUGGGAGAUCAGGUGUUUGUGAUGGGUGGCUGCAGUGACACGGAGACACUCCGAAGCUGCGAGAAGUUGCCAAGUUCAACAGCCGAUGACCGCUGCUGGCAGACAGCGCCGCCUUUGAUCCAGCGCAGGGCCCACUCAGCAGCAGCCGUCCUCGAUGGUGCUCUUUUCGUGAUGGGAGUUCGGCUCCGGGUGAUCGUGGGCCGUGGGUGGGGUGGCUGCUGCGCCCCCACAAUUACCACAACGACAGAAGAUCGUGGCGCUGCGAUCUUGCGGGGGCUCAGAAGGCGUUGGAGGGAGCGGAGGAGACCAAAGAGUUUCGACGACGCUCAAUUCCCCAGGCACAACAUGAAGAAUGUAUGGAAGUGGAUAUUCAGUCAGUGGUGGAUCAUGACGAUCGGGUGGUAUUUUUGCGCUGUUGCUGUGGUCGUUGCUGUCAAGCGCGAGAAGCACAAGUCCAUGCUGACAUGUGUCGCCAACUUGGCCAUUGGUUGGCCAUUGGUUGCACCGCUUGCUUGCUGGCAAGGAUUACGGAAUCUGCGGGUCCAUUUCAGCAAAGUGAUGGCAAUCGCAAUCCUCGCUGGGCUGGAGCGGAACUUGACAAAUUCUUCCCUUUACAAGAUCGGAGGUUCGCUGAAAACCGCCCUGCACGGCUUCAAUGUGCCAUUGGCCUUUCUCAUGGCGGCACUGUGCGGAGUCGACGAUCUCGGACGGAGCUGCCUCUUGGGGUGCGGCUGCGGGAAGAACCUGCUGUUGACCCUCGCGCUCGUCCUGAUUGCUGCGGGAUCCAUAGUUACUGCAGCCAUCGGCGAUGGUACAGGUGACUCCUGGCAUGGUGACCUUCUGGGCGUCUUCCUGCAGGUCGCCUCUAGUGUGGCCUACGCCCUCAAGUUUGCGGUUGCGAAGAUGCUGUUCAAUUCCGGCGAUCCGCAGAAUGCUACGGGUGUGGACCCAGGCUCUCUCCCUCCCUCGAAAGUGCAGAUAGCCUUUGUGGUCAACCCGAUCACAGGUUUGAUGAGUCUGCUGUUCUUACCUUUCUUCGAAAGCAAUUUCGCGCUUCCCUCCGUGGAUUCCACCGUGGUCGUUGGGAUCUGUGCCACGGGCAUUUUGGUUUUUGAGCUGCUUCUGACCGAGCUGACGUCUCCACUCACAGUGUCUGUGCUCGGGGUCAUGCACAACGUAGUGAUCGUCGUUUUCUUCACACUCACGGGGGAGAGGAUGAGCACUGGGCAGGUUGCCGGCUUCACAGUCUCGACUGCAGGGGCGAUCUGCUAUGCAUGUGCACGCAAGCGGCAGGCGGGCAGCACCGGCUCCGAGAUGACAUGGACGGCUGAGCGUUUGGAUGUGGAGGCAAGCUGCUGGACCAUUGAGAAAGUCCUGCCACAGGUGCCUGUCCGUUUGGGAGCAACCUUGGUGUGGAGCAUUCAAGGUCUGGUGUCGAUCGGCGGUGUGCUUGGAGGGCAAUCCUGCCCAACGGCCUGUACAGAGUGCUUGACGCUGCAGCGCCACGGAGCGACUCUGUGGCUGCAGAUUCCGAGCUGGAGGAUACCUCGCCUGGCGCCAGCAGUCAUAACUUCUUGCGAGGGCAACAUCUUCGUCAUGGGUGGGAGCCAUAAAAAAGAGGCCUCCAACUUUACGGAGAUGUGGGUGCAAGAGCAGCAAUGCUGGAGAGAGCUGCCUCCGAUGCUGGCCGCCCGUGAGGGCGCUUUUGCUGCUGUACUUCGGUGA